Wyeomyia smithii (pitcher-plant mosquito) is the source of this 2906-nucleotide messenger RNA. Its product is annotated as FHF complex subunit HOOK interacting protein 2A-like. The record is from RefSeq and is a predicted model, not a curated record. The transcript has 6 exons. Lineage: Eukaryota; Metazoa; Arthropoda; Insecta; Diptera; Culicidae. The coding region runs from base 201 to 2633 and encodes 810 amino acids.
CUGCACACACCCUGAUCGCAUAUCAGCAAGCAAUCAUCGAAAUCAUGACCGUCAUGUUUUAGAAGUGAAAAUCAAAACAUUGAUAGCCAUUCGUGGCACAAUAUUCUCAAAAUUUACUUUUUUCCCAUUUGCAGUGUGAAGAAGUGUAGAAAAACAUGCAGAGUCUAGGCUAAAUUGAAGCAUACAGCCGGUGGUGUUUCAUGUUUAUCUGUCGGAAGUUUAGCGAGAUCGAUAAAAUGCUGGGAAGAUUAUCUGAAGUCCUGCAGAAUGCGGCCGAUGUGAUUGCACCUCCGCCGACUCCACUCCAGGAUUUCGAUUAUCACUACAAGUUGGUAAAAAACUUCUACAUUGCCGACAAAACGUUGCCGAAAAUUCAUAUCAAUGAUACCAACAUCCCGGUGCAUCUAGAACAGAUGCUGCAAAUACUAAUACAGGAAGAGCAACGACUUGAGGCACGAGCAGCAAAGGAUAAGCGAAUCGAGCAGUCAUCCAAACCAGUGGAAGAACAAACAUCAGCUAUUGCAGUCGAUGUGGAACCGGAAGCACCAUGCAUGGAUUUCGUGCUGAAUAAUCGACCUUUAGAUGUUCUCGUUGAGUUAGCUGUUAACGACACUCCGCCUGGGGCACGGCUUAUAAUUCUUAACUGGGUACGGCGUCUAUUGUCUUGCAUGAAAACACCACCCUUGGGGCAUGCAAGCAUCUUUCAACCAGUUCAGAAGUUAGUCGAACUAUGCAACGGUACAGUUGCUUCGCCGUACGAAAGGGAGGAAAUUCUUUUCUUGGAAACUGUAGCCGGACUUGUUCGAAAGGAUUCCAUAUUAGUAAACCUAUUCCUCAAAUCUCAUCAUCAUUCCGCACAAAUGUUAUCCAGCUGGAAGGGUGUUUCGGUUUCGAAGCCACCGGUUAAUAACCCUCUAUUCCAGAGCACAAAAUUCGAGUACGCCUCUCGGCGAAUCUCGCUAAUCAAGGAAGAUCAAAGCGUCGACAAUGACGGUAACGAUGAGCACCCUGAUGCUUUGAUUGUUCCGAGUGAGGUUCCUUUCGAACAUCGAUGUGACUGUGAUGAAGAAGAACAUUUCGUGCUGUUUGAUGCCAUCGUCAGUUAUCUGGAUAGCGCAGACAGUACAAUAAUUGUUCGAUCAAGCGAAGGUAUUCUAAUACUGGGUUCACUUCCCACGUUAAAUACAUCCUGCAAAGCUAUUCAAAACAGCAUUGGUCGAUUCUGCACGAUGAUGGCUGAUAGAGUUGCUAGUCACUGUCAGCAGAUACCGGAAGAUAUGGAUACGGGUGAUAUCGAAGAUGCAAUAGUGUCCUGGGGAUUGUUUCCGAAGGAUUGUGAGCAACCGCAUUUCAUUGGUCGCUACCAGUUGACAUCAUUCCUCUGCUGGUUGGAUUACGCUGACUGCUUGAUGAAAGAGUGCCCAGUUCUGGCGAAGGAAUUAGGAGAGUUGAUUAGGACUCAACUGUUGAUCAACUACAUCGAACCCGGAUUGAUGGGUGUGUACGCACCGUUUAUGUUGGUGUUAUCAGCAAAGAUCAUAAAAAAGACUCAAUCGAGGGCAUUGUUGGAUGAAAUUGCAAAUUGGCUAAUUGGUGAGGGAGAUAUCGCAGAUAUUAACGGGGCAGAUUGCCUGCUAACAAUCUUAAUUGAAAACGCUCACGAAAACUCCGACAUUCUAUUACAAACGUUGCAAUUCAUUGAAUCGCUGUUGGACAACCCGCACGAGAAAAUUCUACAUGGCAUGAUUUUCUUAUACAUCAACAGCCGGGGAUAUUUUGAUGUGAGUGCUUCAACGAUUCAGUCCUGGUCAGAUGAAGAAGAUAACCGUGAAAGACGAAGAGGAAGCGCCGAUAAUCCAAUGAGGUCACGAACUCUGGCGCCACAUAACAUACUUAAGGUGAUCAAUCAUUUUCUUCUGCUGUUGCCCCGGCACAUUAUAAACGAUGCCGCCGGGAUCUGCUACGAGGAAUACAUGCAGGACGCUAGUCGGCACUAUCAGACGUGGAUCAAUAGGACGCGUGGUUUCAACUGGCCCGUGGAAGCCAUAUUGCCGGAGACUCCUAGCGGAUCGCCGGCAAAGGAUGGCUCAACAUUGAAUAGCCUCCCAGCACCCGGUACCAAGUUUAAACCCAAGAGCAAAGCUGAACUCAGUGAAGUGCAGUGCGGCGAUAGUGGCAUUUCCGAAGAAAGCUUUUACGAAGGCCCGCUACUGAAACUGCUUUUCUCUCACGUUAAGCAUAUGAGCAACCAAGCUUAUGAGUUAAAUUUAGCCGUGAUAGCCAUCCUAUCCAAGUUGGCUCUUUUUCCGCAUCCAUACUUACACGAGAUACUGCUGAGUCCAGAAAUUCCGGUAGCCCCGGGGGCUACAACAUUAUGGUCUGUGAUGCAAUUUCUAGCGCGUCAACUUUUGACCGAGAUACCUCGCGUAGAAAAUUUCCAGGAAAAGAUAGUGGAAACCGGAAAAAGGUUGCUAUCAAAUCCGCCAAUUUGUGCGCACCAUGCCGCGGCAGAGGAGGAAAACGAAGAUGACGAAAUCAAUGACCCACUGUUCGAGUCGAUUGUUGUGUUGGAAGAAUUCUGCAAAGAGCUAGCGGCGAUUGCGUUCGUAAAGUAUCAUCAUGCUACCGAAUGAGCGGAAGCAGUGUAAAUGUUGAGGAUCUGAUACGUGAAGCCUGAUGAAUUGUGCAUUGUGAAAAGUAUUCUAGUGAAAUUUUAUUGUGUAUAAUUUUAACCUUGACUUUAAUCGUGUUACCCGACUGGCAGUAUCGGAUAAGUCUUACCGCAGCAAACAGUUUAGCAACUAAGCUUUAGGCAAGUUAAGCAAGUAAGUGCAUUCGCAUUGGAUAAUUUGUUUCAUAUGAUGUACCUACGAAGGCGAUAAAAAUACAAACUUACUCUAGUCCAA